AUGUCUACAUCCGCCCGCCGCCGUCUCAUGCGGGACUUCAAGCGCAUGCAAACCGACCCUCCAGCCGGUGUCUCUGCAUCUCCAGUAGCCGACAAUGUCAUGACCUGGAAUGCCGUCAUCAUAGGCCCCGCCGAAACACCUUUCGAAGAUGGCACGUUCCGCCUGGUCAUGAACUUUGAGGAACAGUACCCCAACAAGCCUCCAGGUGUGAAAUUCAUCAGUCAGAUGUUCCACCCUAAUGUGUACGGAACUGGUGAGCUGUGUCUAGACAUUCUGCAGAACCGUUGGAGUCCUACAUACGACGUGGCAGCGAUCCUUACUAGUAUCCAAAGUCUAUUGAAUGAUCCCAACACCUCCUCCCCGGCCAACGUGGAAGCCUCAAACCUUUACAAAGACAAUCGCAAAGAGUACACAAAACGCGUGCGAGAGACUGUCGAAAAGAGUUGGGAGGAUUGA
This is a messenger RNA of Penicillium soppii, 456 nucleotides long. RefSeq names its product E2 ubiquitin-conjugating protein RAD6 (gene ubc2). The record is from RefSeq and is a predicted model, not a curated record. Gene Ontology annotation, molecular function: ubiquitin conjugating enzyme activity. The transcript is spliced from 4 exons. The coding region runs from base 1 to 456 and encodes 151 amino acids. Gene Ontology annotation, cellular component: HULC complex. NCBI's taxonomy places the organism in Eukaryota, Fungi, Ascomycota, Eurotiomycetes, Eurotiales, Aspergillaceae. Gene Ontology annotation, biological process: proteasome-mediated ubiquitin-dependent protein catabolic process; protein polyubiquitination; DNA repair.